This is a messenger RNA of Acanthaster planci (crown-of-thorns starfish), 3048 nucleotides long. RefSeq lists its product as uncharacterized. Lineage: Eukaryota; Metazoa; Echinodermata; Asteroidea; Valvatida; Acanthasteridae. The record is from RefSeq and is a predicted model, not a curated record.
GCUUUAUACUAUGGACUUGCUCGAUCAGCCGGCAAGCUCCGAUGACUCCCAAUGUACCUGACUCACUUGUUUGGGGGUGUUAUUAUAUCGAGUGUAUUUCCAAUCCCUGAAAGGCUGCAACUCGAGUGUUUAAAGUCUCUUGGCACCGUUGCAUAUAAUCGAAACUAGACUUCAAAAGGUCGUUUGACCUCCCUGCACAUUCGAAUCCGGGUAAAGGGACUCGCUGUGUUGUGACGGCGCACUUGAUUGGUUUGUGUGUUAAAUGAUCCCAACGGAGGCAGCAGUCUUCGUAUACAGACUGAACGCGGAAAUAAGCACUCGACCAAGUUCUCUGUCGUGGAAAGUCAUACCAGCAGAAGGAUACAAAAAAACACCCCCGAGACCUCUCAUGAUGCUGUUAUUGAGAAGCUUCAGAAUUGCAUCUUCAUCCAUCCUUCUAUUUAUCUUCAUUGUACCGCUAUUAGGGAUAACAGUCGAAGCAGGUUAUGACAACAAUGAUGGAAUCUAUGAGAGGAAAAGCUCUGCUGUCUUCAACGACCUCGCCCUGCGUACAACUCGUCACAGCGCAUCAAGGGAUGACCCAGGGAUGGGGAAGACGAGGUUUGCACGUCAGACUUCAGGAGGCUACUCUCGGGAUGACAUACAGGCUAUGCUGAAUGCUCAUAUUGAAUAUCGUAGGAACGUUACCCCGCCAGCUGCCGAUAUGAACAUCAUUACGUGGAAUACGGAACUGGCCAACUUGGCACAGGGUUGGGCUCAGGGUUGUGUGUUUGAGCACGGCUUUCCAAGCGAUCCGCAAGCUUACAACGGUCUGGUGGCUCAGAACAUAUGGAUGGGAAGCCAGAGUUAUGGUCUAACACGCUCAGUCACGGCUUGGUAUAACGAAUACAAGGACUAUGACUACCCAACGGCAACAUGUUCAGCCGGUGCUGUAUGCGGUCACUACAGAGUGAUGAUAUAUUCUGAACUGGAAUCUAUUGGAUGUGGUAGCGCUGCAUGUAACAAUGGUCGGGAUGUGCUGACUGUAUGUAACUACGGCCCAAGCGUACCGAACAAAGGAGUUCCUUACAAAGCUGGGCCGCCGUGCGCGCUGUGUGCUUCUGGGACUGGAUGGUGCAAUAACAAACUUUGCCAGUCCGGUUGUGAUGGGGAAAGCGAGCAGUGCAAAUGCAGCCUACAGUGCCGGAACUGCGGUGAACUGAACAGCGCCCUCUGUAAAUGCAACUGCAAGGCGGGUUGGCGAGGCACCGAUUGUUCAGAGCCUUGUAAUGAUUACAAAAGUUACUGCAAUGUCUACAAUGCGGCAGCGUGUGAAGGUGAUUCUGGGGCACAGAAAGACUGCCCAGCUACUUGCGAAUUGUGCGCUAUAAUUAGUGCUUCAACACCCUCUGAAGCAAAGUGUUGUGACGGGAAGAUGUGUGAGUCGGGUGAGGUUCUCAAAGAGUCGUCUUGUGAGUGUGUUGACUACAUGUACCUGGAAAAGACCAAGCCAAACGUCGUGGCUCCCGUUACCGUCAGCUGGACGUGCGUACCAGCCCUUGCUGUUCUAGUGACAUCUAUACCUGUUCUAAUGGGAUAGAAUUCACCUCUCUGGAGGCCGUGGGCUAGUGGAGCAAAAUUACAGGCAGACUAACAGCAAACGGUUCGAAAUGGCUGAAACCAAUUUAUCUCUUUCCUAUUGGCUGAAACAGUCGCACACAAAUUUCCGUUGCAUUUCUGACUGGCAGACACGAAUUUCAUGUGUAUCGCUUGUUGGCCGACACGAAUUUCUCGUGUAUUUCUGAGUGGCCGAUAUCAGUGAAUCUUUUUUAUACAGCUGAUUGCUCGACAUGCGUUUUUUUCGUGCAUAGCUGACAGGCUGCCAACGUUUUCUUUAACACGCUUACAUGUUCUUUUUACAAAUCGGUGAACACUCAUUUCCGCAUCUCAUCAGUCACAUUCUGUUCGGCCAAACUGGAAAUCGAAAACACAGCAAACUCUGAAUUUAAACACAUAAUUAUAUGCAUGGAUAAAUCUGCUAAAACUAGUCAUAUGAAGCAGUUAAGAAACCACUCAUGUCAAUUUAACAAUUAAAUUUAAUGUCAUUUGCAAAAUAUGCAUGAAAAUGUACUUAUUUAAGUGAAAUGUCAAGGUAUUGUAGAUAGCCUUGUUAGUGGAUGGUAAUAGUUACAAUUAAUAAAACUGAAACCAAUACAGGCGAUUCACAAAGGCGAAUUAGGUCGACAGAUUUCCUGCAUUGUGACUGGCCAACGCGUUGCAAAUGCUUGGAAGCGCACGAUUGUGAAACGCCCGUAUUGUAGACGAGAAUACAAAGUUUAAAAAAAAUCAGUAAUUUUCAAUGGUCCAAUUGCUAUUCUAGGGAACACGUGCUACAGAUAUCCCUGAAAUAUUUGUUUGGUAUCUUGCCACUAACUAUGUUUAUUGUUGAUUUUGAAAAGAUUAAAGUUUAAAGUCAAAAUUUAUUUAAAAGCAAUCAUGAACCAAAUCGAAUUAAGUUGUAAAAUGAAGACACAGUACAGUACUCUUCUUGAAAAGGAUAUUUUAAAGUUUAAUAUUUCAUUUGUACAUUGUUUUGAAAAAAGUAACCAUUUAAAUUUAAACUUUUUAAACUCUGAGAAAAAAACAAAGUACGAGACAUUUUGACUAAUGUAGUGACUAGUGAUUGAAUAGAAGAUGUAAUGCAUUUAAUAUCUUCGACGAAAUAAGUUGAUUUUAGCGGGUGUCGAUUUUUGGCUGUUGUAUUUUCUCUUGAUGCUGUUCAAUUGAAGGGUCCUUUUUGAUUUGGGUGAAUGUUUGUUCUACAUGAAGAAAUUUCACCGCAGGUUUUUCUUUAACUGUGGAAUGUAGAGAUGUGCUAACUAGAGUACUUCCAGAACUGAUGGGGAGAGCCAGGUGGUUUCCUUUCCUGAAAUCUAGCUGUGAUGAGGUGAGCUUAGAAUUAUGUGGAGUGAUUUCUCCCGUCUUGUACUUUCUUGUACUGUUUGAAGUAACUUUUGUAGCUAUUAGCUUGAAAUUCAGAAUAAAAGGCGCUGCCCAUGAUGGUUUCAG